AAUACACACACAGCGAAAUCAGCGGGGGCGGAAGUUGUGUCGGUUUAUUUCGCUAGCUACUCACCUAGCAUUAACAAUAGCUUUUUAAUAUCCUUAUAUUCUAGUCAUUAUUCUCUCUGCACCUUUCACCGAUUGUAGAAACGUUCAAGAUUAUACAACACAUCUUAUGAAUUCGUUGAUGGCCUGUUUGCGGCUCGGUGUAGCUUUGUUUAGAAAUGACAACAUUAGCGUUAGCAUUUAGCUAAGAGCGGAUUCGUUUGGACAGUACCGAAACACUGUAUGAACACAUGUGAAUGAAUGAAAAGUGUUAAAGUUUGACAGCUUGCGAGAAGCGUUUAUUAACAAGAUAUUAAGCCAUGGCCGGGGCCGAUGUCCGGGAUAUCCUGGAGUUGGCUGGAGGAGACAAUGACGGUCCCAUCAGCAAGAAAGAUAUCAUCAACUCAGACAAGAAAAAAAGCAAGAAGGCAACAGAAACGCUGACCUUCAAGAGACCAGAGGGGAUGCACCGAGAGGUCUACGCUCUGCUCUAUUCAGACAAAAAAGAUGCCCCCCCUUUGCUGCCCAGCGACACCACGCAGGGCUACAGGACAGUGAAAGCCAAGCUGGGCUGUAAGAAGGUUCGUCCCUGGAAGUGGAUGCCCUUCUCCAACCCAGCUCGCAGGGACGGGGCCAUCUUCAACCACUGGAGGCGUGUGGCAGAGGAGGGCAAGGACUACCCCUUCGCCCGCUUCAACAAGACGGUGCAGGUGCCAGUGUACUCGGAGCAGGAGUAUCAGGUGCAUCUCCAUGACGACGGCUGGACUAAAGCAGAGACGGAUCACCUGUUUGACCUGAGCAAGCGCUUCGACCUGCGCUUCGUAGUUGUCCAAGAUCGUUACGACCACCAGCAAUACAGAAAACGUUCAGUGGAGGACCUGAAAGAACGGUAUUAUACUAUUUGUGGUAAGCUGGCCAAAGUGCGUGCAGUUCCAGGGACGGAGCCCAAGAUCUACGUCUUUGAUGCCGGACAUGAGAGGCGGCGCAAAGAACAGCUGGACAAGCUGUUUAAUCGCACACCUGAACAGGUGGCAGAAGAGGAAUAUCUUACUCUGGAGCUGAGGAAGAUUGAGAGCAGGAAGAGGGAGCGCGAGAAGAAGGCCCAGGAUCUGCAGAAACUCAUCAAAGCAGCGGACACGACCACGGAGCUCAGACGAGCCGAGAAGAGAGUCUCCAAGAAGAAGCUGCCGCAAAAAAGAGAGACAGAAAAACCGUCUGUUCCAGAAACAGCUGGCAUCAAGUUCCCUGACUUCAAAUCCGCGGGAGUCACACUGCGCAGUCAGAGGAUGAAACUGCCAAGCUCGGUAGGCCAGAAGAAGAUCAAGGCCAUUGAGCAGAUCCUGCAGGAGCAAGGAGUCGGUGAGUAUCUGAACCCCAUGCCCACGGAGGAGAUGGUCCAGAUGUUCAACGAGCUGCGCAGCGACCUGGUUCUGCUGUACGAGCUGAAGCAGGCUCACAGCAACUGUGAGUACGAGCAGCAGAUGCUGCGGCACCGCUACGAGGCGCUGCUGAAGGCCGGCGGAGGAGGAGGAGGAGGCUUUGGAGGAUCUUUGGGGUCUUUUGGGUCUUUAGGAGCUCUACCAGCCUCCCUAACACAGGGGGGAGAACUCAGCGCCUCCAACAGCACCACAGCAUCCACCCCGGGGGGCGAGGCUCCGUCCUGGCCCUGUACCGACGACAUCAAGCUGGAGGCCAAGGAGCAGAUCAUCGAUGUUGUCGGAGCACCGCUUACCCCCAACUCACGCAAACGGAGAGAGUCGGCGUCCAGCUCGUCUUCAGUGAAGAAGGUGAAGAAGCCUUGAUGAGCAGCAGCUGGGACAGGGUGCAGGACGUGAGUUACUCUGAUCACAGUGGUGACAAGUGUAAAGGUUGGACAUCAGGGACACGGGGGAGCUCGCACCACUGACUCUACACACACGACUUUUCACCGACCGGCGAUAUACUCUCCAUCUUUGUGACAAAGACAACAACUGAGUGACAUUUCAUUCCAUUACUGCGCGUCUCCCUGGCUCCGCCGCGGCUCCGCUUCAGACGAGGCAACAUCAACUGUAAAUUGCCAGGCCGAGCUAAUCGGGACGCGGGGAAGAAGCUGGGAAUGACGGGGUAAUUGGAAUGAAUUGGAAUGAAAGAAGAGACUCUGGGAGUGGGAGGACCUCGAGCCGCAUCGGACCCAUCUGAGGGUUUUUUUUGGAGCCUAAUCAUGUCGUAGUGUUUACUGGAAAUGUGUUUUUGUGUUAGCCUUUAGUACCUUCCCAGAGUGCACCUCUCUCUCUCUGGAGGGCUCCAUAUGCAGCCUGUGGAGCGAGUGUGUUUGUCCUCAGGUGACCUUGAAGAUGCUUCAGUCAAUGAUUCAAUAAACCUCAUUGUUUUUUUUCCUC
This is a messenger RNA of Gymnodraco acuticeps, 2414 nucleotides long. It is a transcript of the gene dmap1, whose product is annotated as DNA methyltransferase 1 associated protein 1. NCBI's taxonomy places the organism in Eukaryota, Metazoa, Chordata, Actinopteri, Perciformes, Bathydraconidae. Gene Ontology annotation, molecular function: transcription corepressor activity. Gene Ontology annotation, biological process: chromatin remodeling; DNA repair; negative regulation of transcription by RNA polymerase II. The record is from RefSeq and is a predicted model, not a curated record. The coding region runs from base 357 to 1838 and encodes 493 amino acids. The transcript is spliced from 10 exons. Gene Ontology annotation, cellular component: NuA4 histone acetyltransferase complex; Swr1 complex; nucleus.